Epinephelus fuscoguttatus (brown-marbled grouper) is the source of this 3640-nucleotide messenger RNA. It is a transcript of the gene b3gat3, whose product is annotated as beta-1,3-glucuronyltransferase 3 (glucuronosyltransferase I). Lineage: Eukaryota; Metazoa; Chordata; Actinopteri; Perciformes; Serranidae. The transcript is spliced from 8 exons. Gene Ontology annotation, biological process: carbohydrate metabolic process; chondroitin sulfate proteoglycan biosynthetic process. The record is from RefSeq and is a predicted model, not a curated record. Bases 187 to 1188 code for a protein of 333 amino acids. Gene Ontology annotation, cellular component: Golgi membrane. Gene Ontology annotation, molecular function: galactosylgalactosylxylosylprotein 3-beta-glucuronosyltransferase activity.
UGUGUCGCACUGAAACCGGAAGUUGUUGGUACACUGCUGCAAAAAAUGUCCCAGCUAAGCCGAAUGAAUGGAUGUUUGAUGCACUGAGGUGCCUUUGCUCACGACUGUCCAAGAUGACAUGAACCUUUAAGCUCAUAACUAAACUCCAACGCUCCUGUCUUCCACGAUCUCCCGCCUCUGGGUACCAUGGCAACGAGGAUGAAGCUGAAGCUUAAGACUGUGUUUGUGCUCUACUUCAUGGUCUCCCUGAUGGGCCUCGUCUAUGCACUGAUGCAGCUUGGUCAGCGCUGCGACUGCCAUGAGCACGACAUGCCCAAAGACCGCACCAUAUCUCGGCUGCGGGGGGAGCUGCACCGUCUUCAGGAGCAGAUGAGGAAGUCGGAGGCGACCAAGCAACCACAGAAACAGCCAGCCAAGCCCACCAUCUUUGUCAUCACCCCAACAUAUGCAAGGCUGGUGCAGAAGGCUGAGCUGACUCGUCUGUCCCAGACCUUCCUCCAUGUUCCUCAGCUCCACUGGAUUUUGGUUGAGGACUCGCCGCACAAGACGCCACUGGUGACUGACCUCCUGGUGAAGAGUGGCCUGACCUACACACACCUACACAUGCCCACCGCCAAGGAUCGCAAACUGCAGGAGGGUGACCCCAGCUGGCUGAAGCCUCGUGGGGUGGAGCAGAGGAAUGAGGGUCUACGGUGGCUCAGAGAGGACAGAAGGGCUCAGCCCGGAGGAGACAACCAGCAGGGAGUGGUUUACUUCGCUGAUGACGAUAACACAUACAGCCUGCAGAUAUUUGAAGAGAUGAGGAAUACUCAGCGGGUGUCAGUGUGGCCGGUGGGGCUGGUUGGGGGGAUGAAAUAUGAGAGGCCCGUGGUUGAAGGAGGAAAGGUGGUUCGCUUCCAUACUGGAUGGCGUCCCAGUCGCCCCUUCCCGAUGGACAUGGCCGGCUUUGCUGUGUCCCUCAAACUGGUCCUGGCCAAUCCUGAGGCCUGUUUUGACGGAGAUGCACCAAUGGGCUUCCUGGAGAGCAGCUUCCUUCAGGGGCUGGUUACCAUGGACGAGCUGGAGCCCAAAGCGGACAACUGCUCUAAAGUGCUGGUGUGGCACACACGGACAGAGAAGCCCAAGAUGAAGCGAGAGGAGGCUCUGCAGGCUCAGGGACUGGGUUCAGACCGCGCAGUGGAGGUCUGAGGAACACGCACACACACGCGCACACACACACACACACACACACACACACACACACACACACACACACACUGUAAAGCGUAUUCUGCUGUUUAAUGCUGCAUAUGUAACUCUGCGUUGUAAAUACUGUAAAACAGAAAAAAAUAUCUGUUAGAGGUCACAUUUAAAUUUAUCUGGUCUUUUUUUUGUGUCAGGUAGUAAAACGUAUGUGUGUGUAUAUAUAUUGGGUGAGUGUGUGUGUUGUUCCAACAGUGUAAGUUAGUAUGUGUAUUGGAGUUUGUUUUUGUUGUUUUGUUUUUUUUUUGCUUUUUAGUGAGUUAGGUGUAUUUGUCCAGCAGUGCAGUGGAUAUGGACACUGGAGUUUAAGCAGUUGCCUGCUGGGGGCGCCAGUUUUAAAUUUUGCAAAGCCAUGCUGUCAAACCACCAGGACAUUUUUCCUCAAAGCUGGAGGAACAAUGCAUCUGAUUAUAGGCGUCCAUGCUUGCAUCAGUUGUAGGGUUUGACAUGUUUACUUGUGCUCAGUUUAAAUCCUGUAGUGUAACUCACGAUCCCGAUGGUACUUAGAUAUUUUUAUGGCUCAGCUACACCUGUCUCCAGCCUCCUGUCUCUGAUCUGAUCUGCAACCAGCAUCACCAGUGCAGCCACUAACAUAACUUGACUGAUUUCUGACCGAGAUACGGAGCACUUUAUUCAUGCAUGGCUUCUACUUUUGCGUGAUUAGUAUCUGUAAGACUGUAUUCAAUCACAUAGAUGUUUUUUUGGUCACAUGUCAAAGAACAUCACCGUCAUAGGCAUGAUAAUAAUCUUUAAACAGCCUGUCUAAUCAAAGCGUCUGCAUUUGCUAUCAAGGUAAAAGUAUUGUGGAGCAAAGGUGCUUUUUUGACAGUUAACAAUAUUCAUAACAUACAAAAGCCACAGAACUCACAAAUUAAUUAAGAAAUGUGCUAAAUAGUUGCUGCCUUGUAUUUAUUAUGCUCUCAUACAUCUGUGUCACACUUGCAGCUUCGCAACACUGUGCUGCAACAUGGACAACAACAAAUAGGGAGAUGCAAUGGUUCCACACCCAGUGUAACUUUAGUGUUAAAGCUCAGAGCGCAACUGCUGGUUUCCAGUAGUAUCAUAACAACAGCUAGUUCUAGACAGCUUUUUUAUAUUAAUAUUUUUAGUGAUGCUUUUUAAAACCCAUUAGGCUUGUGGAGUCCAUUUAGAAGCCCUGAGUGUGGGCAGAACGCUGCUGACGCUCGUGUAAAUCCCUUAUGCAAUAAACAAAUAAAACACGCCGUCCAUGUUACAUUUUCACACUCUGAUGACAAGAAAAAGACUCGAAUUUGCCUUUAACAGGCAGGAAAUCCCUGGUACUUUACAGUAGCAGCGUUACAGAGGUAUAUUUGAGAACAGCUUCAGAUAUAAAUUGAACUCCUUGUGCUGUGCUUGAUAGAGAGGAGAAGCCCCUCCCCUUCUGGUCGCCCACCAUGGGACCUUAUUUCAGAUUAAAAUAUGUAUGGCAUUCAGCGGCCAGUGAUAAAGAAUUUUUUGAUCCUACCAGACAGCGAUGGGGGAGGAAGACAAAGUGAGAAGGAAAGAAACUAAUAUCAUUUAAGAGGUGCUGCAUAAUUUACAUGCUAUUCUCAUAUGUGUAUGAUUUAGAUAUACAAUUAUCGCUAAUACCAAUAUGUCACAACCAAAAUUACCCAUUAACAAAUUACACAUAUGAUGUCUCUUAAUUUCGAAGAUCAUUUUUCAAGGAAAGAAAGUUGCAGUUUGUUGUAAAACUGUUGAAGUACAAGACUAUGAAAAUGCAUAAUUAGAAAGGCUACACACCUAAAUGUCACGUGAUUAAUGUCAUAAAACAAACUUUUCUCUCUUGUCUUGAACAUACUAACUCUCCUUUCUCAUAGCUGCUGCUGUCGUCAUGGCCAGACUUGUAAUGACGUUCACCUCUUUUAAUAUUUAUGCCCUCCCUCCGGAAGAACAAAGUAAAGUGUGCCACGGUAAUGGCCACAUUGGUGUUGGUGGUGAGAGGAGUGAUGUAGUUCACCCAGCAGUUUUACACAAAACUAAAUGGCGCUACAAUGAACUGCAGCUUCUUUACUUGCAAAAUUACCUUCUAAGUUCACAAACGCGCAAUUCAUGGCACUAUUCAAACAGGAUUUUUUUUUCCAAAAUAAGGUCCUAUGGGGACACCAGAAGGGGAGGGAGGGACAUCACUUCUCUGUUAUCUUCCAUGACUUCCUCAGAAGUUGGAAGAAUAAAGAGCGAAAUAGCAUCACAGCUCAACAAGUGCUCCUCAGCUACUGUUGUAUGAUACUGUAAAAACAGCUAGUGCCUGCUUAAGUGUAAUUAGUGCCUGUAAGUCAAUUCUCUACCGGUGUAUCAUGUAUUUAUUACUGUAAUAUUGUUCUUUAUAUUGUACAAUGUGAUAAUGUCUGUCCUUGGCCUUGAAAAUAAACCCUAG